This is a messenger RNA of Paramormyrops kingsleyae, 3006 nucleotides long. It is a transcript of the gene zbtb10, whose product is annotated as zinc finger and BTB domain containing 10. The record is from RefSeq and is a predicted model, not a curated record. Gene Ontology annotation, biological process: regulation of transcription by RNA polymerase II. Gene Ontology annotation, molecular function: RNA polymerase II cis-regulatory region sequence-specific DNA binding; DNA-binding transcription factor activity, RNA polymerase II-specific; protein binding. NCBI's taxonomy places the organism in Eukaryota, Metazoa, Chordata, Actinopteri, Osteoglossiformes, Mormyridae.
CCCUGACCCCCACCUUCCCCGGAGCAGCCCGUGACCCCCCUGUCCCUGGCCGAGGUGCAUUAUGGGCAAAGUCGCUGCCGUCCGACCUCUGCAGGCUGCGCCGGAGCUCAUUAUGCCUUUAAAACCUUUAUUUAUUUCCGCAUAACCUCCAUCGCUGCUCCCACCAGGAGGCCGGCGCUCAACGCAGCCGUCGGUACCGAACGGUGAUUGGAUCCCGAACAGACCACCGUGCGCUUUACGUCGGACUCGGGUGGCAGGAAUAAUAGUUUUUAUUGAAGUGUACAUUUUAAUUUACAGAGAAAAUGUCCGAAGAAAGAAACCGCAGGUCGUUGGCUUUUCGAGGAGGCGGACUGGCCGUGAGCGGCUCCGGCGGCACCAGCGCUAACCGCCGGGAGGCCCAGGCCUGGCCGAACCGGCACCUGAACGGCAGCGGGCCGGAGCAGGAGGAGGACGGGGACCUGGGGGCCAAAGGGACGUCGGCGGUGCGGCUUGAGGGCGAGGGGUCCGUCAGCGAUAGCACAGAGCCAGAGGCGGAGGAGGAAGAGGAUCUGGACGCCGGAGAUGGCGAAGACGACUGGCUCUCCGGCUCGGCCGCGGAAGGCGGCGGAUGGACGGGGGGGAAUGACUACAGCGGCGAGGACGGAGCUACGGCCGCGGCAUCUGGGGAGGACGACGGGGGCGAGGCAGAGAACACGGCUGAGGAAGAGGGAGCCAAGAAGCCCUGGGUGGGAAUGAGACCGCAGACCCUGCUGCAGAAACACUCGCUCUUCCAGGCGUCCUGGCUGCAGGAGUUUCCGUGGCUGAAGUUCUGCCGAGAAACCGGCUCCAUGUCCUGCUCAUGGUGCCGCGACGUCGGUGCCAGCAGCGACGAGCUGGUCAGGGGCAGCCGGAACUACAAGCGGGCCCUACUGCUGAGGCACCACCUGUCCGCGGAGCACGGCCGCAAUGACCCCGCCAAGCAGGAGACGGAGAGGGCAGGAGACCUUGACGGGGAGGAGAUGGAGGGCUACAGGAACAAGCCGAACGAGAACUCCUACUGCUACCUGCUGCUGCAGGAGCUCAACAAGCAGAGGAAGAACGGCAUCCUGUGCGACGUCAGCAUCGUGGUGGGCGGCCAGGUCUUCAGAGCACACAAGAACAUUCUGGUGGCUGGCAGCCGCUUCUUUAAGACCCUCUACUGCUUGACCAAGAACGAGAGCUGUGACCAAACCACGACAACCCACCUCGAUGUGGCUGCCGUCCAGGGUUUUUCUGUUAUCUUAGACUUUCUGUACUCGGGCAACCUUCUGCUCACAAGCCAAAAUGCCAUUGAGGUGAUGUCUGUGGCCAGCUACCUCCAGAUGACCGAAGUGGUGCAGUCCUGCCGGGCGUUCAUCAAGGACGCCCUGAACAUCAGUAUCAAGAACGAAGCGCCCGACUCUGUGGUGGUGGACUACAACAAGCGGCAGACCCUCACCAAAGACGCCAAGGGGUCGGACAGGAAGCCCAGUAACUUCUGGGCCACCAGCAUCCUUUCCAAGCUCUCCAUCCAAGCCAGCGGCCACAUCAAGGAGGAGCCUCACGACGAGGAGAUGUCGGCCAGCGAGGGAUUCCCGCUCGGCCGCUCCGGCUAUACCUGCGACAACUCCUCGGAGUCGGCGGAGAACGAGUCGCUAGGCCAGGGGCCCGUGUUCGUGUGGAACGACAACGCAACUGCCACCCCGGUCAAGAAGGAGGUGAAGGAGGUGAAGCAGCAGCCGGGCAGUGGCCGGCGGAAAAACCAGAACACGCGUCGCUUUGUCUACAACAUCCCGCCCCAACCCGAGGAGGCUUACGACUAUUGCAUGUUGGUCCAGCCUACAGCGUCUUACCCCAGGGAGGACCUCUUGUUCCUCUCAGAGAAUGCAGGCGAGUCCUCGGAUGUGACGGAGAACAAGCUGAAGUGUCCUCACUGUAGCUACAUCGCCAAGCACCGGCGCACCCUGAAGAGGCACCUGAUCAUCCACUCCGGAGUGCGCUCCUUCAGCUGCGACAUCUGCGGCAAGCUCUUUACCCGCCGUGAGCACGUGAAGAGGCAUUCGCUGGUGCACAUGAAGGACAAAAAGUACAAGUGCAUGGUGUGCAAGAAGAUCUUUAUGCUGGCGGCCAGCGUGGGGAUCCGGCACGGCUCGCGGCGCUACGGCGUCUGCGCCGACUGCGCCGACUCCCACCAGGGCUCGCAGGAGGGCCUGGAGGCCAUGCAGGAGCUGGAGUUCUCGCGCGAGGAUGACUUUGAGGAGACUGCAGACGGGGAGGAAGACCUGGCCGACGAGGGGGAGGAGCCAAAUGAGAUUGACCAAUCCAACUGGGAGGAAGGGGAUGGCAGCAGACCGGCAGCCGCCCUUGAUGAGGACUAGUUUAAAAAAAACAAAAAAAAAAAAAACAGCUGGGAAACAAUCAAUUACUCCAAAGUGCUAUCAUUCAUGGUUAUGCAUACGUGUCGAUGUGUGACAGAAACGGGCUUUGGUGGUGUGGGACUCCAAGAUGUACACAUUUAUGUUUCCGACUCUGGGCCCGAGGCUCGUGGAACGUUGCAAAAUGUCUAUGAAAUCAGGUUUUUGUGAUGUAUUUUUUUUAAUUGUAGGUGAGGGUGGUGUACAGCAAAAAUUACAGUAGGCCAAUCAUCUUAAGAAAUUUUAAUUAUUUAAUUUAUAAAAAUUCAGACAUAUGGUCUUAUUAAGUAUAAUUUUUUUUUCUUGUCGUUUUGUGUAUGCUGUAAAAGCUCUGUCCUUCCCGUCAAAGUUGAACCUGUUUGCUAUACAACUUUCAAGUUUGAAGCAUUAUGGGCUGUCGUCUGCUGAAAGAUUUUCUUUACUUUUAGAUGAGCUUUUUAGAUGUUGUGAAUAUUGUUAUUUUUUAUCCUUUCCCUGUGUAAGUCUUGGAACCAAAAAUCUGUUUUGUCUCUAUAAUGUAUUGCAGCCAUAUUUAUAAAGGAUUAAUGUGGGGUGUCGUGUUGUGCCAAGAGGAACGCACACCAAGAUAUAGCAG